Molecule: messenger RNA, 1251 nt
Organism: Peronospora belbahrii
Lineage: Eukaryota; Oomycota; Peronosporomycetes; Peronosporales; Peronosporaceae
Source: the annotation of a GenBank genome assembly
AUGAAGUUAAUACUUGUCGUCGUCUUUAUAGUAGCGAGGCAAUUGCUGAUAGUUGCAGUGAAUGAGAAUACGCUUGGAAAAAACAACAAGAGCCUGGAUGUUAGUGGUGGAGACAUCGCGCUGCAGUUGGGCGCCUUGGUGCUGCUACUGGCGCUCUCAGCUAUGUUCGCAGGUCUGGGGCUUGGUCUCAUGUCGUUGGAUCUCAUCGGAUUAGAAAUUGUCGUGGCUGUUGGUGAGGACGAGCAUGCGACGGUGAAGGAACGCAUGAACAGCGAUGCCGCCAAGAAAGUGAUGCCCUUGCGCCGGAAUGGCAGCCUGCUGCUCACGACACUGCUGCUGGGCAACGUCGCAGUGAAUGUGCUUACGUCCAUUAUCACGGCCGAUCUCACAAGCGGUUUGUUUGGGUUUAUUGCAUCAACGAUCCUCAUCUUACUAUUUGGCGAGAUUAUUCCGCAAGCGCUGUGUUCCAAAUACGCGUUAGUGAUUGGCGGCAAGGUUGUCCCGUUCGUUCGCGUCUUGAUAGUUCUAUUCUACAUUUUCGCUAAGCCCAUGAGUAUGGCGUUGGAUGCGACUCUUGGAGAAGACAUUGGUACGGUGUUUACGAAAAGGCAGCUGGCGGAAAUUAUCAAUUUACACGAGAUGCAGAAGAUGAUCGAUAAGGAUGAAGGCAGCAUCAUUCGUGGCGCCAUGACUUUUGGAAGCAGGACUGCGCGAAGUAUCAUGACUCCAGUUGACCAAGUCUUUAUGGCUCCUAUUUCUGCCGUGCUGGAUUGGAGGCUCAUUCAUAGCAUUCUUUUGAGUGGGUUCUCUCGUGUUCUUGUCUACGGUGGAUCUCUAAACGACGUCAUCGGAACCAUCCACGUCAAAGACCUUAUAUUUGUGGAUCCGCGGGAAAAAACUCUUUUGUCGAGCUUCUUCCAAAUUUUUGGUCGAGCUACCCGCGCUGUGGAUCCUGACUGUAGACUCAGUACAUUGUUGCAAACGUUUAAAUCUGAAAGUGCACACUUGGUCUUAGUCAAGCAGCCGCAAAUGACUGACGGGAGCGGCGAUAUGCACGCACUGCUGGGUAUUGUAACACUUGAGGAUGUACUGGAGGAAAUUUUGCAGUCCGAAAUUCUGGACGAAAAAGAUGUAUCCGACCGCCGGAGUAGCGAUUCGAAACGCACGCAGUUUCUGCUACGCCGGUUUCACGCGAAUGGGCAACUAGAUCUUCAAGAUUUAUGUCAGAACAAUGGCCUGUUUGGAGACUAG